AUGGCGGCGACCUCAACAGGACGUGUUUUGACACUUUGCAGACAGUUUCAAAACGCUUUUAGGAUAUCUACACCCUUAUCAGCUCAACAGUCUAAUCUCACUUUGACCAAAUCUCAGUCUUAUCCUCACAGGUUAAUAUCUCCUCUUUUGAGCUUAAGUUGGCACUGUCAUGUGGGCCUUGUCCGUCAGUGUCGGCCUCUGCACACAACCAUCAGCAGGAGAGGACUUGAGGAGUUUUUUGACAUACCUGAAAACUGGGGGGAGUCAACCGUGAAGUCAGGGGCACCAUGGACGGCCAAGCAACUAAGGACAAAAAGUAAUGAAGACUUACACAAGCUCUGGUAUGUGCUCCUGAAAGAGAAGAACAUGCUGCUUACAACUGAGCAGGAGUCCAAAAGGCAAAGAAUUCAGAUGCCAAGUCCAGAUCGACUUAGGAAGAUUGAAAGGUCCAUGAACAGACUGGACACAGUGGUGAAGGAGAGAGAAGACGCCCUCCGUCUGCUCCAGACAGGCCAGGAGAGAGCAAGGCCGGGGGCCUGGAGAAAGGACGUCUUUGGACGGGUCUACUGGUACCGGUUUAGAGAGCAUGCCCUUCCUUGGUACAUGAACAAGAGAUACAAACGCAAACGUUUCUACACACCCCUAUUUGUCACCCCCCACAUGAGGCUUCGUCUAGAGAAACACCUCCGCGCUAAGACCAGAAAGCAGAAUGGAGAGAGACAAAAGCAAGCCAGGCUCCAGGAGAAGUUUCCCCAAAUGAAGUCCCAGUCAUCAUGAGACCAUUAAUGACCAAUAAACAUCAUUCUCCCUUCUGCCAUUGAUUGGAGCUUGUUACUGUACCUACAUUAAUUUACCCCCUGUUUUUUGCAUAAAUAUGUCUGUCAUCAGCAUUUAUUUGAUGUUGGUAGACUGUAGCAUUUGUAUGUCUUCCUCUGUAUCGUGAUGCCUUGACUUUGGUUAUAUGGUUAUUAAUAUUAAAGUGAUUAAACCACAGAAAUGUAAAUAUCCUUGAACAUAACUUAACAUUUUCAAUUUGAAAGAUUGCACCAAGAAUAAAUUGUGGGUGAAUAAAUAUUAAUCAAUCUA
Messenger RNA from Coregonus clupeaformis (lake whitefish), 1086 nucleotides. Its product is annotated as 39S ribosomal protein L47, mitochondrial. The transcript is spliced from 7 exons. The record is from RefSeq and is a predicted model, not a curated record. Lineage: Eukaryota; Metazoa; Chordata; Actinopteri; Salmoniformes; Salmonidae. Gene Ontology annotation, biological process: mitochondrial translation. The coding region runs from base 1 to 777 and encodes 258 amino acids. Gene Ontology annotation, molecular function: structural constituent of ribosome. Gene Ontology annotation, cellular component: mitochondrial ribosome; mitochondrial large ribosomal subunit.